AUGGGUCCUCUGGUCAAAAACGCUGCGAGAAGAGCUCGCUCUGUACCGGUCCGUAUCAGGUACCUGUUCCUCCUGGCCACGGUCUGCGGAGGCAGCUUCUUUAUAUUCUGCAUCAGCAGCAAUACCCUCUUUUUCUUCAACAACGAGUUAUCCCCGUCGACACACGGUACGCAGCAACGUAACACCGACGACCCUAGCGACUCCUUUACAAUAAAAACCAUAGGCUGUACCAUCCCUAGACUUGAUCCUUACCAUAAGAGUAUAAAAGAUUUUAUAAAACGACCACCUGAAGUUAUUUGUCCAAGAUCGAAAAACUAUCUUCUUAGUAAUAACGACACUCAUAUAUGGAUAGAAAUGGACAACAUGCAACAUUACGAUAUAAGCAAUGAAUCAAACUUUUCGUGUUGCUACAGAUCAUUUUAUCGGCCCUUGGCAAUAACUGACGUGACCGCCAAAAACGCUGAUGACAGAGUACGAUACAACCCGUGUGUUUACUUCUUCUCGUACAUCGAAGUUAUGCACGAAUUUGUUAGGGUGACGUGUGGUAAUGGAGUCAAAACUGUCUACGAUCAAUUUUUUCUAUUUGCGCCAUUAAAAAAAAUUUCCUCACAAAAAGAUUACUUGAAUAUUGAUACACCCCGGAAAAUAAAUAACACUUUGAACGUAAUAGUUAUGGGUAUCGAUGCAAUUUCUAGGUUAAAUUUUCAGAGGACUAUGCCCAGGACCUUUGAAUAUCUAAGGAAAAAAGGUGCCAUAGAAUUGUUAGGAUACAACAAAGUGGGUGAUAAUACCUUUCCCAAUUUAGCACCUAUGUUACUUGGAUUGAGAGAAACGGAGCUGAAAAAAACGUGUUGGCCGAAUUUGAAAUCCAGAUUUGAUAAUUGUCCUUUCAUUUGGGAAUGGUACAAAGAAGCUGGUUACUUGACCGCUCUCGGCGAAGAUAGUGGACAGUUAGGAACAUUUAACUACGGCAGAUUCGGGUUUUUAAGCACUCCUACGGAUUAUUACAUACGGACGUUUAUUCGUGAAGCUGAACUUCGUGUCGGAAAUACAAAAGAUUAUAAUUCGUUUGUUUGUAUGGGCAAUAAACUUUUCUACGAAGUUCUUUUAGACUACAUUCAAUUAUUAACAACAACAUUGAAAUCUUCAAGACUGUUUGGAUUUUUCUGGGAAGUAACAUUUAGCCAUGACUUCCUGAAUUAUCCAAUGUUGAUGGAUAAGAAUUACGAAGCAUUAUUACAUCAUCUUGACAAAACUAAAUAUCUGGAUGAAACAGUGUUGAUAUUGUUAAGUGAUCACGGAAUGAGAUGGGGUGAGAUUCGGAAUACUAAGCAAGGCCGUUUGGAGGAACGCUUGCCCUUCGUCCACAUAUUAGUACCACCAUCGUUUCAACAGAACUAUAGUCUUGCGUACAAUAAUCUAAAAACCAAUAGUCGACGUCUCUCAACUCCAUUCGACAUACAUGCAACUCUAUCGGAUUUAUUAUAUCUUGACGGUUUAAGAGAUGAUAAUAUUAAAUCGAGAAGUAGAACUGCUUACGCCAACGACAGAAGCAUAAGUUUGUUUUUACCCUUGCCCAGUAACAGGACCUGCAAAAUGGCGGAUGUUGAUGACCAUUGGUGUACUUGUCAUAAUUAUACUGUGAAGCUGACAACUGACAGCCCUGAAGUUCAAGAAGCUGCUGUGAAUCUUGUGAGGAAGAUAAACUCUAUGACAGCAGAUUACCUGCAAUGCGCUCGUCUUAUUCUCGCUGAUAUUUUAGAUGCUUCUGAGAUAGUAGGGAGGACCCAACAGGACGAGGAAGGAUGGAGAGAGAUAGUACUGCUGAUAAGGACGACCCCGGGAGACGGACUGUUCGAAGCAACUCUUCGUCGCGAAGCUGAAAAAUGGGUAGUUGCUGGCGGUGUCAGUCGACUUAAUCUCUACGGAGAUCAAAGCCAUUGUGUACAUAAUUAUUUACUCAAAUUAUAUUGUUACUGUAAAUAA
Amyelois transitella is the source of this 1986-nucleotide messenger RNA. RefSeq lists its product as uncharacterized. Bases 1 to 1986 code for a protein of 661 amino acids. The transcript has a single exon. The record is from RefSeq and is a predicted model, not a curated record. Lineage: Eukaryota; Metazoa; Arthropoda; Insecta; Lepidoptera; Pyralidae.